AUGUGGCCUGUAAAAUGCAGCCGUACUUGGCUGCGUCUGUUGAGUUUAGCUAUAAAGGAUACAUUUUGGGAGUACACACAAAAAACAAAGGUGAGCGGUAUGUGGCUUCUGCGUGAAAAACGAACAAGAGGUGUUUCUCGUUUGAUUUGGGCCACUGUACUCAUAAGUUUGUUUCUGCUAAGCGUUUACUUGGCCUUACAACUGUGGUUUAAAUUUUAUUCAUAUCCAAUUUUAAACACAAUAUCCACUGAUUUGGCCAUAACAGAUGUAGCAUUUCCUGGCGUGACUGUUUGCAGUCCCAAAGUUGUGAAUAUGGAGCGUGUACAAAGUUAUGUUAAAAAACUAAAAAUUCCACCGGAAUACGAUUUACGCGAAGUUGAGAAUGGCUUUGCUUACAUUAAUGCUUUUACAUCACAAAAUUGGGUACGUCCUCCACAUGUUAGUUACGAAGCGACUGAUGCAGUUUUGCGCUUCAAUAACAUAUCUAUAUAUGAAGCUGCACUCACAAUUAGUCCCGGUUGCUCGGAUUUUGUAAAACGUUGCUUCUGGGGUACUACGGAAUUUUCUUGCCAUCAAGAUAACGAGUAUCUUUCUUUUAUAUCGACUACUUCUUAUAUGGGUCCAUGUUGUUCUUUUAACUACAAUCCACGUAAUGCUUCUUAUGUACCAUUUUCUGCAAAUAUUUUCGGCAUGGAUGGUGGCCUAACUUUCAUUGGUCACGAGGGUUCAGAACAUAAUCUUUCAACUGGUCUUUUAGUGCUUGUUCAUCAUCCUAUGGAUUUUGUUACUGAAUCAGCUUCAGCUGUAACUAUUACUGCUAAUUCUGAAAGUUUUGUCGAAAUCUCACCUACAGUGCAUAGUUCGUCUUAUGAAGUAUUGGAAUUACCGCAAAACAAACGUGAUUGUCUUACUUCAAGUGAAUUGGAAUUACGUAGUUAUAGACAAGCUGCCUGUAUGUUGUCGUGCCAAUCGGAUGCUAUAGUACAGAAAUGUAAAUGCCACCCUUACAAUCUUCCAACAAUAAGAAAAGAUUAUAUGGAGUGCAAGCUAAACGAUACUGAAUGUUUUGCAACUAAUUAUGAUACCUUUAAAACUGUGCGAUGCAACCAAUGCUUGCCAAACUGUUACGAUGUAACUUAUUCGACACUGGCCUACAAAACAGAUUUGCAGCUGCAUAAUUAUUCUGUUAGUACUUUAUAUUCACGUGAACGCCUAACUAAAGACUCUUUUAUCGUACGAGUGUAUUUAGCAAAACAAGUGGUGCCCUCAAUACGCAAGGUAACCGUAAUGUCAUGGAUUGGCUUGCUAUCUGAUCUUGGUGGAGUUUUCAACUUGUGUCUUGGUUUAAGUGUUAUUUCGCUGGUGGAAUUUUUGUACUAUUGCACUUAUCGUCUUUAUGCUAACUUCAAGAUGCGUAGUGUACUUUUGUCCUCAGAAGGAUUGAAAUAA
This is a messenger RNA of Teleopsis dalmanni, 1449 nucleotides long. It is a transcript of the gene ppk6, whose product is annotated as sodium channel protein Nach. NCBI's taxonomy places the organism in Eukaryota, Metazoa, Arthropoda, Insecta, Diptera, Diopsidae. The record is from RefSeq and is a predicted model, not a curated record. Gene Ontology annotation, biological process: sodium ion transmembrane transport. Gene Ontology annotation, molecular function: ligand-gated sodium channel activity. Bases 1 to 1449 code for a protein of 482 amino acids. Gene Ontology annotation, cellular component: membrane. The transcript has 6 exons.